Gasterosteus aculeatus aculeatus (three-spined stickleback) is the source of this 1109-nucleotide messenger RNA. It is a transcript of the gene hdhd2, whose product is annotated as haloacid dehalogenase-like hydrolase domain containing 2. Gene Ontology annotation, molecular function: phosphatase activity. Gene Ontology annotation, cellular component: cytoplasm. Gene Ontology annotation, biological process: dephosphorylation. The record is from RefSeq and is a predicted model, not a curated record. NCBI's taxonomy places the organism in Eukaryota, Metazoa, Chordata, Actinopteri, Perciformes, Gasterosteidae.
ACAUUUUACACCAGCGAAGAAGAAGAAGAAGAAGAAGAAGAAGAAGAAGACGACGACGUCAGCCGGAAGUCGGAAGUGGGAGCGGCGGUUGCUAAAGGUCUCAAACAUGGCGGGCAGGCGCGCUCUGAAGGCUGUGCUCAUCGACCUGAGUGGUACUCUACAUGUGGAAGAAACGGCGGUGCCGGGGGCGCAGGACGCCCUGAAUAGGUUACGAGAGGCGUCCGUAGCUGUGAAGUUUGUAACCAACACAACAAAGGAAAGUAAGAAGCACUUGCUGGAACGAUUACAUCGCCUCAACUUUGACCUCCAGGAAGAGGAGAUCUUCACUUCACUGAGUGCAGCGAGGACUUUGUUAGAGCAGAAACGACACCGACCGCUGCUGCUGGUGGAGGACAGCGCCCUGCAAGACUUUACUGGUAUUGAAACCUCGGAGCCAAACGCUGUCGUCAUUGGACUCGCUCCAGAACAAUUCAACUAUCAAACACUCAACAAGGCUUUCAGACUGGUUUUAGAUGGCGCUCCUCUCAUCGCCAUCCAUAAGGCGCGGUACUACAAGCGUAGGGAUGGUUUGGCCCUCGGUCCCGGGCCCUUUGUGGCGGCCCUUGAGUACGCAACAGACCGUAACGCUAUUGUGGUGGGAAAGCCAGAAAAGUCUUUUUUUGCUGAGGCUCUGUCUAAUUUGGGCUGCAACCCCAAUGAAGCCGUCAUGAUAGGCGAUGAUGCCAGGGAUGAUGUGGGCGGCGCCCAGAACGCAGGAAUGUUGGGAAUUCUGGUCAGAACUGGUAAAUACAGGGAAGGAGAUGAGAGAAAAAUCCACCCUUCUCCCCACCUGACAUGUGAGAGUUUCCCAGAAGCUGUGGAACACAUCCUGAAGAACAUGCUAUAAGAUACUUACCAAAAAAACUCCAGUUUAAUUUUUCAAAUAAAAAAAAUAUUUUGGGAGCAACGGUAUUUCCUUCUCUUUCUGAUAUCAAAUAUUCCACCCAAAGUUUUAUCAUGAGGACAAAGAGUGCAUACCAUUGUUAAACCUACCAUAGCAAUGAUUAAAAAAAAAAUGUAUGUGUGAGAGCUUAAAAUGUGUUAUUUAUCCAAUAAAGAGCACAAUAUUA